CAAGUAUACGUAUCAUGUUUCUAGGAAUGCCGGCCGGUUUAGGAAAGGGCAAUCUCGAAUCUGGCACCAUGGACGACCGCGAGAAGACGACGUCGUUUGCGCAGAACCUCUCGCCCGAGGACCUCGACUACCUCAAGCAGAUCGCGCGCAAGACGUGCGCCCGCGUGGCCAGCGCAUCGCGCAUGGACGCCGGUGCGGCCAUCCGCUGGGAGCCGCUGGGCUGCAAAGACGGCGUGGACCUCUACUUUGGCGCGAUCCCGGACGAGCGCGUCCGCUCCAAGGCGCGCAAGUACAUGUGCGGCGUGACGUACAUCAUGGCUUCCAUCGACGAAGUCGUCCAGCUCUUCCACUCCAAGUCGUCGCUCCAGCGCGUCAAGGACAGCGAGCCACAGACACGCUUCAACGCGUUCGAGCGUGACAUUCUCAACACGCGGACGCUGCACAAGAUCCGCAAGCGGACGAGCGCCAACCCGCGCCACGCCAUCUCGCUCAAGUGGAUGCGACUCGGGUCGAGCGCCGCCAAUAUGGAAGACCGCGACUUUGUCUACCUCGAGUGCCAAGACACGAUCUUUGACGAGAAGCUCCAGCGCCGCGGGUGGGUCUGCAGCAUGCACUCGGUGCACCUGCCGAGCUGCCCGGUCCUCGACGGCUACGUCCGCGGCAGUCUCUACCGGUCGGGCUACGUGGUGCGCGAGACGUCGACGCCGGGCACGCUGGAGCUCGUGUGCAUUAUGGACAUGGACUUUAAGGGCACGUUGUCCGAGCCAGCGACCAACCUCUGGCUCAAGGCGCGGGUGCUCACCGUCAGCGGCGUGCGCCAGCACUUCGAGAGCCAAUGGAACACGACGCAGUUACCGCCAAUGGUCCACGCGCCGCCAAAGGUUGUGCCCGAGGAAGAGCCCGAGGCCGUCGCGACCCACUGCGUGUCGUGCGACGACGAGUUCAACGGAUACAACCCAUCGACGACCUGCGUGCACUGCCAGCAGGCUGUGUGCCGGACGUGCUCGUGCGAGAUCGACGAGACUAGCCAAGUGUGGUGCACGUCGUGCCUCAUCCAGGCCAAGCAAGCCCAGCUCUUUGCGAACGACCAAGUGCCCGAAGAAGUCGACGUGCCCGAAGAAGACGAGAUCGUCCACGACACACCAAGCAGUCCGCAGCACGAGCCUGCGCGCGAUUGUAUUGAAAACGAAGCCGACGACCUUCGGACUGGGAACCAGGUCGAGGAGGACGUGGCCGACUGUGACGCGUCGAUCGCGUCGGCGACGUCAGAGGGCCAUGUCUCUGGCGUCGUGCAGCCAGCUGGGUUCUUUGCGCGCGCCUGGACCGCUGACGUCGACGACGCCACGUGGCAUCCGGACGACGAGGCUGCGCAGAUCCAGAGCGAGAUUGCGGCGCUGGACGAUCUUCCCGCACCGAGUAGCGGUAUGUAUGCGCUCGCCCUCCGCCGCCUGCAGCGCGCCAAGACGCUCGACGAGCAAAAGACGCGCCUCGCCAUCGUCCACGUCUACCACGCCACCGCCGUCAACUAAAAACUGGUUUUGAAUACAACGACUGGUAUUGCAU
This is a messenger RNA of Saprolegnia parasitica CBS 223.65, 1563 nucleotides long. RefSeq lists its product as hypothetical. NCBI's taxonomy places the organism in Eukaryota, Oomycota, Saprolegniomycetes, Saprolegniales, Saprolegniaceae. The transcript has 4 exons. The record is from RefSeq and is a predicted model, not a curated record. Gene Ontology annotation, molecular function: lipid binding. The coding region runs from base 15 to 1529 and encodes 504 amino acids.